AUGGCUGAAGUUGUUAAUGGUCCUUGUGAAAGUAGCCCAAGGCGGUUCGCCCAUCUCACCAACAAUCCAGCCGCAAGACGAGCUGAGAUGAAAACAGGACUGCUGCAAAUUAUUUAUGCUAAUCCUUUUGCAGGUUUGGAUCAUGAAGAUCCAUACACUCACCUCACCCGAUUCUACGAAAUAGCUGGUACAUUAGGUGCACCAGAAGCUGAAGAAGAAGCCGUUUUCAUGAGAUUAUUCCCGCACUCUUUGAUCGGCAAAGCAAAGGAUUGGUACCUCGAUCAAUCAACGAAAACCAUGACCAAUUGGAAUGUGUUAGAGAGAAACUUCCUUAGCAGAUUCUUUUCUCAGAACCGAUUCAUGGAUGCAAAGACAGCUAUUGCCACAUUCACCCAAUUUUCAAAUGAAACUUUGUGUGAAGCCUGGGAACGCUAUAAAUCCAUGCUACGGAAGUGUCCAAACCACGGUUUUGAUGACAUGUCACAAAUUCACAUUUUCCGUAAUGGAUUAUUACCUCAACCGAAGCUUUUACUUGACGCAACAGCUGGAGGUUCCUUGAUAGCAAAAAGUGCAGCAGAAGCAAUUUCAAUCAUUGAUAGGAUGGCUCUCACAGAUCACCAAGUUCAACACAAUCGAGGUACCGUACAAAAGAAGCCUGGAGUUUUGGAAUUAGGUACAAAUGAUGCAAUCCUAGCACAAAACAAACUGCUCACUCAAACCGUAGAGGAAUUGACAAAACAGCUGUCCAAGCUUCCUCAACAACUCAAAGAUAUGCACGGUUCGUCGAGCACAUCGCAACAAGUAGCCUUUUAUGAACUUUGUACAGGUGACCAUCCAACCGGUUUCUGUCCCCCGAUCAACGAAGAGGUAAAAUACAUGGGAAAUCAACAACAAAGGCAAGUUUCGUACAAUCAAGGUUAUCCACACAACAACAACGCAAGCUAUGGCCAAAACCGACCAAAUCAGUACCAAAGUUACACGCAGCCAGAUAAGCUUUCAAAGAUCGAGGAUACCUUGAAUCAAUUCAUGCAAUUGUCCAUGGCAAACCAAAAGAACACCGAUGCGUCGAUUAGAAAUCUUGAAACGCAAGUUGGGCAAAUUGCGAAGCAACUAAGUGAGCAACAAAGAGGUACGUUUUCUGCCACUACUCAAGUUAAUCCCAAGGAAACUUGUAAUGCAAUCAUGACGAAAGGCGAUAACAUUGUUCAAGACAAAGUUGGGGAGAAUUCAAAAGGUAUCGUGGUAGAUAAAAAUCAAGAAAAAAGAAAACAUAGGGAGGAGGAAGAAAAUAAUGCGGAUCCUGGAAAAGUUACCUUACCGGUUACCAUUGGAAAUAUCUAUGUUGAUAACGCUUUAGUUGAUCUUGGAUCAAGCGUCAAUCUUCUUCCAUUAUCCACCAUGAGAAAGAUUUGA
Molecule: messenger RNA, 1413 nt
Organism: Vicia villosa (hairy vetch)
Lineage: Eukaryota; Viridiplantae; Streptophyta; Magnoliopsida; Fabales; Fabaceae
Exons: 1
Coding region: 1-1413 (470 amino acids)
Source: RefSeq, a predicted model, not a curated record